Messenger RNA from Spirodela intermedia, 2977 nucleotides. The record is from the annotation of a GenBank genome assembly. NCBI's taxonomy places the organism in Eukaryota, Viridiplantae, Streptophyta, Magnoliopsida, Alismatales, Araceae.
AUGUCCCAGGGUUUCCACCAUGGCAUCUUCAGCUUCCCCAACGGCUUCGGCAGAUCACCGGAGACCGUCGAUUCUCAGGCUCUCGCCGCCCAACAGAGGAGGCGGGAGGGGCUGAGGGUGCAAGGCUUUGAACAAGGGGAGGUGCACAUCUCUGAAUCAGCCGCCACCGCCGCUACCAUGCUGUCAGACAUGUUCGAUUUCCCUCCCGCAGGGGGGAAUUGCGCUGCCGACCUCCUUGCGAACCAGAUACCGAUCAAUUACCGGGUCCAGAGGCCCUCUGCGGCGGCGGGGGCUGCCGCCUUUUCCGGUAACUGGUACACCCCCAAGCCGCAGGGAGGCGACUCUCAGCAGAACGAGUUGACCGAGUUGAAUGCGGACUCGGUCGCGGCGAUGCAUCUGUUCCUGAUGAACCCCCCUCAGAGUCAGCAGAGAGCUCCUCCGCAUCAUCUUCACUCCUUCCAGUCCCCGUCUUUCGUCAACGAGUCCUUCAGAGGGGGGGGCAUGGAAGAUCAAGGGCUGUCUCUAUCCUUGAGCUCUUCUCUACAGCAGCUGGAAAUGGCGCAGCAAGUGGGGUACGUGGGAUCUGUCGGGAUGGGAAACAUGAUCAGGCACCCCAAGUACGCCAAAGCCACCCAGGAGCUUCUCCAAGAGUUCUGCAGUGUGGGAAUGGGCCUGCUGAAGAAAGGAAAGAAAGGGAAGCACUUUGGCUCCCUUUCCACGGAGCCAAACCCUAGCUCCUCCAACGCUGUUGGGGGUUCCGCUGCUGGAACAGCUGCUGCGAAGGAGCCUCCACCUCUCUCUCCAGCUGAGAGGUUUGAGCAUCAGAGGAGGAAGGCCAAGCUGAUCUCCAUUCUCUAUGAGGCAACCUCUCUCUCUCUCUCUCUCUCUCUCUCUCUCUCUCUCUCUCUCUCUCUCUCUUUCUCUUUUCUCAUCUUUGGUUCUCUCGUACUCGGUAAGCAAACUUCUGUCAUCCCUCGGAAACCCCAGGGAGUCGGACUCGAUGAAAGGAGAAUUGUCACGUCUCCAACGCGUAGAAUUCUCUCGUCUUCGAGGUGCGGGGAUGAGAGAAGCUUCUGUGAAUCUUCUAAUGAUUUUCUAACGCUUCGAAAGAUUAUUCAUUAUCGAUAGUUCCCUCCCUUUUAUACAGAAGGUAUAGAGAUUAUCUCAGGCAGUAACCAGGAAACGACGGAUGGAAGAAAUUACCUGUCAAACGUCACCUCAGCCCCCCCUCCUCUCUCUCACCCUCCGCCUAUUCCUCUCACCCUUUCCAGUCUCCUUACCCGCACCCUAUGGCACGUACGAAGGCUUGCUACGAAGGGGAGGGUACAUGGAACGAAUCAUUGGAGCUGUGGACAUGUCGUGGCUUCUGACUUUCUUUAUGUUUUUUGGCACGGAGAUGAAGAUACUCUUCCCGUAUUGAUCAAUAACUCUGAUCUCCUUGAAAAGCUCUCAUUCAUGGCCUCCUUUCACUCUUCUGCUCUUUCUUCGAUAUAUGUAUAUAUAUUAUUAUUAAUCAUACACACGAGUACAUGCGACUGCUUUCCCAUAAUUUUGGCCCUUUUUUCAGGUGGAUAGAAGAUACAGCCACUACACCGAGAAGAUGCAGGCAAUGGUGAGCUCGUUCGACUCGGCCAUGGGGUUCGGCGCAGCGGCACCCUACACGGGUCUGGCGCGGCGGGCCAUGUCCCGUCACUUCCGGUGCCUCAAAGACGCCAUAGCUGCACAGCUGAAGCACGUGGGUCGACUCCUUGGGGAGAAAGAGGGGAGCGGCCCGUCGGCCAUCACCAAGGGGGAGACCCCCAGGCUUCGGCUGGUCGACCAGAUCCUGAGACAGCAGAGAACUUUCAAUCAGUAUGGAGUGGUGGAGCAGGAGUCUUGGAGGCCACAGAGGGGCUUGCCUGAGCGCUCGGUCAACGUCCUCAGAGCUUGGCUCUUCGAGCACUUCCUUCAUCCGUAAGUGUCACCGUCACCGAUACCUCUCCGGAGACAGUAAACCCGCGUUACCCUGGAGAAUUUUUUUCCCUCUUCUGCCUUCUGUUCUUACUCUUCUUCUUCUUCAUCCGCCUAACGCCUAACGCCAAGGAAUUACAUCAAUCCGGGGUUUGACAGUAGGAAGCUGAGAGCACAAUCUCUUGUAGUCUUCUUUUAAACACCACAUCCCCACGGUAGUUGAAGAGAUCGCCGGGGAACUCCUUGUGAGGGGGCAGUGUGUCUUCUCUGGCUUCAUCUCUUUCCAUUUUCUUCAGGUACCCAAGCGACGCAGAUAAGCACUUUCUCGCGAGGCAGACGGGGUUAUCAAGGAGUCAGGUAUGUUCCUGACUGAGCCCCUACGACACGAGAGAGAUUACAAGCAGGAGUCGUAAGAGAAUCAGAUUUUUCUAAGCAUACAGAUAGAUCGAGAGGUUAGAGAGGUAGAGAGAUCAAGAGAGAGAGAGAGAGAGAGAGAGAGAGAGAGAGAGAGAGAGAGAGAGCGACAAAAACUUUGUGAUUUCAGCUUUUUAAGGUUAUUUUUAACAGAUGAUGUGCACCGCAGGUGUCGAAUUGGUUCAUAAACGCGAGGGUCCGGCUGUGGAAACCCAUGGUGGAGGAGAUGUAUCAACGAGAAGCGAACGAGGCGACGGAGGCCGGCGAGGGAGAGACAGCCGCAUCAGAGUCAACAACGCAGCCGCAGCCGCGCCACGAGCGGCCGGAAGACAUGGCAGGGGGGACCGGCCUCCCUCAUCCCCAGCUCGCCAGCCUCAACCGCGGCGGCGUAGUUGGCGACGUCUCCGCGGCCGUUGUGGGCGCGGAGGCAAUUAUGUCGGGGGGAGAAGACGGCGUCCGAGUUGGGAUCUUGGAAGACUACGGCGCCGCCAUGGCGGUGGCCCUUGAGAGGACGGGGACUUCCGGCGACGUGUCACUCACUCUGGGGCUCCGUCAUGCUGGGAGCACGCCCGCAUCGGGACGAUUCACUCUCGCUGACUUCGGAGGCUGCUAG